Molecule: messenger RNA, 627 nt
Organism: Darwinula stevensoni
Lineage: Eukaryota; Metazoa; Arthropoda; Ostracoda; Podocopida; Darwinulidae
Source: the annotation of a GenBank genome assembly
AUGUUUGUGUCCAUCUCCAUCCCAUGUGGCUCCUUAUGUCCUAAUAUUUGCAUAUCUUCUGAUUUUCCCCCAUUUUUUUCAACAGUGGGAAAGACGUCACUCAUAACGCGCUUCAUGUAUGACAGUUUUGACAACACCUAUCAGGCCACCAUUGGCAUAGACUUUCUCUCAAAGACAAUGUAUCUUGAAGAUAGAACUGUUCGCCUCCAAUUAUGGGAUACUGCAGGACAGGAGCGAUUUCGCAGUCUCAUACCGUCCUACAUUCGAGAUUCCACUGUAGCUGUGGUGGUGUAUGAUAUCACAAAUGCAAAUUCAUUCCAUCAGACGUCAAAAUGGAUAGACGACGUGCGGACGGAGCGAGGGUCUGAUGUGAUCAUCAUGCUGGUGGGGAACAAGACCGACCUGUCGGACAAGCGGCAGGUGACCACCGAGGAGGGGGAACAAAAAGCAAAAGAGCUCAAUGUCAUGUUCAUUGAGACCAGCGCUAAGGCUGGUUACAAUGUCAAGCAGGUGAGGAUGUCACUCAGAGUUUCCUUCCCUGUGGUCAGUUACUUCCAAGUUCUGUUUCAUCCUCCAAAGACUCAACUCCAUUGUCAUGUUGGCUCCUUUUUCAAAUGUUUACUUUAA